AUGCAACCAAACAUAUUUACUCCAGCUGCAAGACAGGUCACAAAGCUCACAGACAAGACCAAAGUGGCACUUGAAGAGAGACUUGAAGCUACCGGCCUGUCAAAGAAGUACAAGAUUGAUGUGAAGGGCACAAGUGCAGUCUCCAACAACUCAAAGAAAGCAAAACAAAACCCUCCCACUGAUAUAUCCAAAGAUAGACCAGUCACUGGUACAUCCAAAGAUAGGCCAGUUGCUAAAGCCUCUUCACCUCCACCUGAUGUGGGAACAGCAGCAAAGCCUUGUGAAAUUUGCUGUGCCAUUGUUCACACUGAGGAAGAGGAAGAAGUGUUGUAUGACAAUGCCAUUGUUAUUGAUGACAAGAGCGAGAAAAGCAGAGGCGAGGCUGGUAACGAGGCUUCAAGUCCAGAGAGUGCUGAGGACAAUGCUGUGCAAAAGGGUUGUAAGGCCACAAUCCAAUGGUUCUUGGACAAAAAGGAUGCCCAAUUGAUGGGGAACAUGCACAAACAUGUCAAAUCUUGUUGGAGGAAAGAUAUGCUCAAUGCUGCUGAUGACACCAAAGAUGUGGAUGAAGUGCGAACAAAAAUUAUCGGAGGUAUCCUAAAGAACAGGUCAAUCAUGGCAUCCUUCAAAUGUAAGGGAAAGGAAAAAGGCAGAAAUAGUGUGUUGGGUAUUGGAGAGUCUGCAUCCAUUCAAGAUAGUCAAGGAUUGAGGAUUUCAGUCAUUGAUGAAGACCAGAAGGCCAGAGUAUUACAUACCUUUGCCAUCCACAAUUUCAUGUGA
Molecule: messenger RNA, 780 nt
Organism: Suillus subalutaceus
Lineage: Eukaryota; Fungi; Basidiomycota; Agaricomycetes; Boletales; Suillaceae
Exons: 3
Coding region: 1-780 (259 amino acids)
Source: RefSeq, a predicted model, not a curated record